ACAGCUUACACCUUUUUUGUUUUUGUUUUCUUUGUCUCAGCACACCAUGUUUCGUCGCCGUGCUUCAAGACGCCUCCCUUCACGCGUCGUGCUAAUCGCCGCCUUUCUCACAACACUCUUUCUAUGGCGUCAAUUAUCGCAUCAGAGCGGCGUGGUGUUUGUAAAGAGCUCUUUUGACUGGUCGACUGUGGGGCUUGUCCAUCCGCCGGCGGAUAUCAAGCCUUUACCUAUUGGUCACGCAAAGCGUAUGCCGAGAAUUCAAGCUGAGAAGGGGAAAUUUGUAAAGACGGGUGAGGUCGAGAAGAGGAGAGAUGCUGUGAGGAGAGAGUUUAGGAGAGGGUGGGAGGCGUAUAGGUUGAAGGCUUGGGGGAGGGAUGAGUUGAUGCCGCUGACGGGACAAGCGAAAGAUCCGUUUGGCGGGUGGGCUGCUACGAUGGUUGAUGCGCUGGAUACCCUCUGGAUAAUGGAUCUCAAAGCGGAAUUCAACGAAGCUGCGAGUGCGGCUGCGGCGAUAGAUUGGGGAAACACACACGAGAAAGCAGUCAAUCUCUUCGAAACGACAAUUCGACAUCUCGGCGGUCUUCUAAGCUCAUAUGAACUAAGUCGCGAACCAGCAUUAUUGCAAAAAGCCACAGAACUCGGAGAAAUGCUAUAUAUCGCCUUUGACACACCGAAUCGACUUCCGGGGUUCUGGCUUAAUUUCGACGAUGCGUUAAAGGGAAAACAAGUCGCUGGUAUUCACGACCCAUCAGCUUCACCGAGUUCGUUGGUCAUGGAGUUUACCAAGCUCUCACAACUAACCAAAGAUCCCAAAUUCUACGACGCGACAGAUCGUGUAACGCGGUUUCUACUCAGGAUUCAGAAUAGCACUCUUUUGCCGGGAAUGUGGCCCAUGUGUCUUGACUUUCAGAACGAAGCUGUGCACGAUAAUACGUUCUCGCUUGGUGCGCUGGCAGAUUCUCUUUAUGAGUAUUUACCCAAGAUGCAUGCUUUGCUAGGUGGUUUGGACGAGAACUACGAAACCAUGUACCGCACGGCGGCGGAUGUUAUUAUAAAGCAUUUGCUCUACAGGCCUAUGCUGCCGAAACAAGAGGAUGUGCUGUUUUUAGGUGAUGCUAGGGUCGGUGCGAAGAUUGAGUUGAGCACAGAGAGUCAACAUCUUACCUGUUUCGCGGGAGGAAUGUUUGCACUAGGCGGAAAGCUCUUUGGAAUCGAACAACACGUCAAUAUCGGAGAAAGACUCGCAAGAGGAUGUGGUUGGGCGUACAGCGCUUUUCCGACCGGUAUAAUGCCCGAGAUCUUCGACUUGGUAGCCUGUCCGACCCUCGAGGCCUGCGAAUGGAACGAAACGCUCUGGAAGCCGCAAAACAACCAGAAACUCCCUCCUGGCUUCCGCCACGCGCGCGAUCCGCGAUAUAUCCUCCGACCGGAAGCUAUCGAGAGUGUGUUUAUCAUGUAUCGCCUCACAGCGGAUGCGAAGUGGCAGGAUAUGGCGUGGGAUAUGUUUCAGGCGAUUGUGAAGUAUACGAGCACUGAGCUUGCGAAUGCGGCUGUUGAUGACGUUACGAGUACUGAGACGUCGAGGACUGAUUCUAUGGAGAGUUUUUGGUUCUCGGAGACGCUGAAGUAUUUCUACUUGAUCUUCUCAGAGCCGGAUUUGAUCAGUUUGGAUGAGUUUGUGCUGAAUACGGAGGCGCAUCCUUUUAGAAGGCUUUUGAGUCGGGAUUAAGGAAUGGCGAGAUCAGGAUCCAGCAUUACUGUGAGUUUCAUCUUGCUGGUCGAGUUGGAACUGUGGGCGGUAGAUUGCAACGACCUUCGCGCUGAGUGGACCAGCGCAGCCCGUAUCAGACAGGGCAUGUCUUUCAUGGUUAUCUUAACGAAAUAUCAACACUGACGAUGACGUCUUGAAAGGAUACACUCGCUCUUUGAGGGUGUUUCGAUGUCGGGCCAUCUGUCCCUGUAACAUACCUACGUCCUAUGACCCAGUCCCUCUUCAAUUCGAAAGGACGAUAUGUAAAGAAGAGAUCAGCAUUAGGGUCGCCAUUUUUUUUUCCCUUUCUAGUGACUUUGAAAAUACCUUUGUGGUCGAGUCGUGAUGCUCUUGAACCAAGGUCACUUACUGGGCGAUGCUGGUGUUUCACC
Messenger RNA from Fusarium odoratissimum NRRL 54006, 2142 nucleotides. RefSeq lists its product as uncharacterized. The transcript has 2 exons. Gene Ontology annotation, cellular component: Golgi membrane; endoplasmic reticulum. The coding region runs from base 47 to 1729 and encodes 560 amino acids. The record is from RefSeq and is a predicted model, not a curated record. NCBI's taxonomy places the organism in Eukaryota, Fungi, Ascomycota, Sordariomycetes, Hypocreales, Nectriaceae. Gene Ontology annotation, biological process: N-glycan processing; carbohydrate metabolic process. Gene Ontology annotation, molecular function: mannosyl-oligosaccharide 1,2-alpha-mannosidase activity; calcium ion binding.